This is a messenger RNA of Oncorhynchus keta (chum salmon), 4571 nucleotides long. RefSeq names its product UBX domain-containing protein 7-like. Gene Ontology annotation, molecular function: ubiquitin binding. The transcript is spliced from 11 exons. The record is from RefSeq and is a predicted model, not a curated record. The coding region runs from base 267 to 2060 and encodes 597 amino acids. Gene Ontology annotation, cellular component: nucleus. Gene Ontology annotation, biological process: proteasome-mediated ubiquitin-dependent protein catabolic process. Lineage: Eukaryota; Metazoa; Chordata; Actinopteri; Salmoniformes; Salmonidae.
ACAGUAGCCUGUGUAAAGUUGGUUUAAUAAACCGUCAAUGCGCAAACUCAAGCCUCUGUCUGGACAAUUGUUCAUUUAUGAUCUAGUCAGGUCAUUACAGUAUUAUUGACUGUAUGUUUGUUUUACUCCAUGUGUAACUCUGUGUUGUUGUAUGUGUUGAACUGCUUUGCUUUAUCUUGGCCAAGUCGCAAUUGUAAAUGAAAACUUGUUCUCAACUUGCCUACCUGGUUAAAUGAAGGUGAAAUAAAUACAUAAAAAAAUACUGUAUGGGCCUACGACACAGCCAAUGUAGUCAAACCAUACACAGGGCAAUGAAAUACAUUACCCACAAUCGAACACGAGUCUUUGUGUUACACCGGCAGCGAGACAAAUCUCGCGAGUACAGAACGGUAGUACGUACGUGCAUCAUUUGUGUUGUUGUUGGUCGCGGUAAGAUGGCGGCGCUCGGGGAUGGAUCAACUCCGGCGGUGAAUGGGUUAAUACAACAGUUCACAGCGAUUACAGGUGCCACAGAGAGUGUGGGGAAGCAUAUGCUCGAAGCAUGCAACAACAAUCUAGAAAUGGCAGUGACCAUGUUCCUAGAUGGAGGGGGGAUCGCAGAGGAGCCCAGCACCAGCUCCAGUUCAGCAGGGGCCUCCAGCAGCAGAGCUCCCCCCGCAGAUGACCAAGUGCGGGCACCCAUCCCUCAGAAGCAGGACAUACUGGUAGAGCCAGAGCCUAUGUUUGGAGCACCAAAGCGACGAAGACCUGCCCGGUCCAUAUUUGACGGUUUUAGGGACUUCCAAACAGAAACAAUCCGCCAGGAGCAGGAGCUGAGGAACGGCAGCGCGGUGGACAAGAAGCUCAGCACCCUGGCGGACCUGUUCCGGCCCCCCGUUGAGCUCAUGCACAAAGGCAGCUUUGAGACGGCAAAGGACUGUGGUCAGCUGGAGAACAAGUGGCUGAUGAUCAACAUCCAGAAUGUGCAGGACUUUGCCUGCCAGUGUCUCAACAGAGACGUGUGGAGCAACGACGCGGUCCGGACCAUCAUCAGGGAGCACUUCAUAUUCUGGCAGGUGUACCAUGACAGUGAAGAGGGCCAGAGGUAUAUCCAGUUCUACAAGCUCAAUAAGUUUCCCUAUAUCUCCAUUUUGGAUCCCCGCACAGGUCAGAAGAUGGUGGAGUGGAACCAGUUGGACGUUGCGUCGUUUCUGGAACAGGUGGCGGGCUUCUUGACGGAACACGGCCAGCUAGACGGCCCGGCGUCCAGCAACCCGCCCCCGGCCAAACGGGCCCGCUCCGAAAGUCUGAUAGACGCCAGUGAGGACAGCCAGUUGGAGGCAGCGAUCAAAGCCUCUCUCCAGGAGACCCACUAUGAGUCGUCCUCCGCCCCCGACCUCCCCGACUCCCCCCACUCUGUAGAGGUAGACUCGGAUGGAGACUCAGACGAGGAGCCCUUCUCCGACAGCGAGGGCCUCAUCUCUGUCGACGGCUCAGACAACGAGACAACAGAACCACAGGAGGGCAGCACCUGCUCCACAGGCGGAGACACCCCUCCUGGACCAGCCCCUCCCACAUCUGCAGCUGUAGCCCCCCAGCCCCCGCCACAGCCGGACAGCCCACCUGCCCGUCACAGGAAGUCCCCCCACAACGAGAACAGCCACAGGAAAGAGGAGAGCAAAAAGAACCACCUGGAGCCUCUGGCAGCUGCGCCGGCCCGCUCCCAGGCCGACCCAGACUCAGAGCAUCGUUCUGGGGAGAACCAUCGCACCGCAACAGGCCAAAGCUCCAAAUCUGUUAAGACGGAAACCUCCGACCUCGACUGCCUUGAUGACAAUGGUCCCAAGGCCAGACUGAUGCUGCGCUAUCCAGACGGACAGAGAGAGCAGAUCGCCCUGUCUUCCAAGGCCAAGCUUAUGGCUCUGGUUAGACAUGUCCAGUCGAAGGGCUACCCCAACGAACGCUUCGAGCUCGUCACCAACUUCCCCCGACGGAAGCUGGCCCACUUGGACUAUGACGUCACACUGCAGGAGGCAGGGCUUUGUCCACAGGAGACUGUAUUUGUGCAGGAAAGGAACUAAGCCAUGCAUUUUCUAUCUUCAGACCACGCCCAUUUCACCAGUGACCCGGGAGGACGUUACAGGCCGCUACUCCUGGGCUUUUUUUAUUUUGGAAUUAGACCAUGCCCCUAUUUGGGGACACCGAACUGUGGAUGAACUUCAUUACCCAUCAUUCCACUGGGAGGAAGUGACUGGCCUGUGUACUCUUUUUCGUAGGCAUUGUUGUUCAUCGUCAAUUACCGAAUGGAUUCUAUUUUGAUUUUAGUUUUAUUCUGAGGUACUAAACCAAUCGGAGUAGAACACCUUAAUGAUACUGUUACAAAUAAGCUGAGGCCCCUUAAUAAUGAUCAGAGCUGGCAUCAGAGCUGGCUCAGGAAAACUUUACAGACUAUUAUCCAUAAAGGAUGUCAAAUGUCAGAUAUUUUUUUGAAGUUAUUUUUUGAUUCAUGAACACCUACAGCCAGUUAAAGGAGCGACUUGAACUCUGAUUGGUCCCAAAUGUGCUCUUCUACGUGUUGAUUGGGUGAGGAGGGGACUUUGAAUACAGGAAUUGAUGGAGAGGGGUGUAGGGUCGUUCAAGGGAUUCUUUUUUUUGGGGGGGGGGUUCCUCAACUGUCAACCUGCACUACAGGAGUGGUGUAGCGAUUGACAUUUAGUCUUAGUCGGUGUAUAUAUAUAUAUAUAUAUCUUUUUUUUUCUACCCCAUUUCCAAGGAAAGAUGCUGAAAUAUAACCAUAAAAACAAAGGGAAAAUUGUGUGCUCUAUUCCAUUUCUACCAUGUAUUUGUCUAUCUGCAAUCUGUCUAAAUUGUGACCACAACCUCAAAAGUAUAGUGUUGGUAAUGAUGAUAAUUUCUUGAUACCUCUGCCCCAAUGUACCGAACGAUCUGGGUCAGUGUAAGCAAUGGGUGGUGCUGUUUGGUGUUAUCACUCUUACUAGCCCAACUAUAACUAAUAUCUAUCUUGUCUAGUCAGAUAUGAGGGAGAGGUAACAAGUGGAUUCUGAUUGGGACCAUGUCCAAUAUUACUAAUCUGCUUUAAACCUUUACCCACAGACUGGAUAUGUCUGUCACAGGGUUUCAUCAACUUAGCUGUGAGCUAAGAAUCAUAACCGUGGGAGAGCUGUCAAGCUGUGGAAUUCUGGUCUGAGUGAGAGGUUUAACAUGGGGUCUUGUUGCAUACAACUGUCUUGAAUACAUUUUGGAGUAUUUGUAUGGCGAUUUCUAGAUUCCUAGAACUCAGUACAUUGAAUUUUAUCCAAAUAUAAUUCAAAUGUCAGGUCAGGUUAAAGGGAUACUGCAAGAUUUUGGCAAUUAAGACGCAUUUUCUUUACUUACCCGGAGUCAGAUGAACUCGUAGAUACCAUUUAUACUGUACUUGUAGACUUCCAGUCAUUGUGCUAAUGCUAGUUAGCAUUGCUUCACGAAACUACCUAUUAACUAACUUCAUACUGCACGCAGACAUAAAAAUGUUAUCCACAAGCUCAUCUGACUGGGUAAGUUGAAAAAUGACUUCAUUACCAGAAUCUCACAGUAUCCCUUUAAUCAUUCUGGGAAGUCAAAGUCCCCAUUUCAUUUAUGUACCGUCGUGGCAAAAAGUUUUGAAUGACACAAAUAUUAAUUUUCACAAAGUCUGCUUCCUCAGUUUGUAUGUUGGCAAUUUGCAUAUACUCCAGAAUGUUAUGAAGAGUGAUCAGAUGAAUUGCAAUUAAUUGCAAAGUCCCUCUUUACCAUGCAAAUGAUCGUAAUCCCCCAAAAAACAUUUCCGCUGCAUUUCAGCCUUGCCACAAAAGGACCAGCUGACAUCAUGUCAGUGAUUCUCUCGUUAACACAUGUGUGAGUGUUGACGAGGACAAGGCUGGAGAUCCCUCUGUCAUGCUGAUUGAGUUUGAAUAACAGACUGGAAGCUUUAAAAGGAGGGUGGUGCUUGGAAUCAUUGUUCUUCCUCUGUCAACCAUGGUUACCUGCAAGGAAACACGUGCCGUCAUCAUCGCUUUGCACAGAAAGGGCUUCACAGGAAAAGAUAUUUGUGCCAGUAAGAUUGCACCUAAAUCAACCAUUUAUGGGAUCAUCAAGAAUUUCAAGGAGAGUGGUUCAAUUGUCAGCCAAGGGAGUGGGCUCACUCACAAUAUUGCCUAAGAACACAGCCAUGAAUAAAGAAUGGUACCAACAUAUCCUCCGAGAGCAACUUCUCCCAACCAUCCAGGAACAGUUUGGUGACGAACAAUGCCUUUUCCAUCAAGGCAAAGUGAUGACUAAGUGGCUCGUGGAACAAAGCAUCGAUAUUUUGGGUCCAUGGUCAGGAAACUCCCCAGACCUUAAUCCCAUUGAGAGCUUGUGGUCAAUCUUCAAGAGGCGGUUGGACAAACAAAUUCUGACAAACUCCAAGCAUUGAUUAUGCAAGAAUGGGCUGCCAUCAGUCAGAAUGUGGCCCAGAAGUUAAUUGACAGGUCUUGAAAAGACAGGUCAACACUGCAAAUAUUGACUCUUUUCAUCAACUUAAUGUAAUUGUCAAUAAAAGCUUUUGACACUUA